Messenger RNA from Fulvia fulva, 261 nucleotides. RefSeq lists its product as uncharacterized. The coding region runs from base 1 to 261 and encodes 86 amino acids. Lineage: Eukaryota; Fungi; Ascomycota; Dothideomycetes; Mycosphaerellales; Mycosphaerellaceae. The record is from RefSeq and is a predicted model, not a curated record. The transcript has a single exon.
AUGACUGCCAUCCCAGGGGCCAACGUCAGUAGUCUCGGCCACUUCGAGGACUUUGUCAGCUUCGAGCAGCAGAAGGAAAUUGUUACCGAGCGGGAUGCCGUUGGUGUUCUAUGCUAUCUGAUUCCAGCAUACGCAGUCACAUACAUCCUGUUCGGAUAUGCUGUCAACAUUACCCAGAUGGGAAAGUACCCAAUCGAAGUGCAGCAAAGCUGGGGUGUCAACAAACACUGGCUUUCGGUCUUUCAUUCUGCCUCAGCCUGA